AUGUCUAUACAAAUAAAAAGAUAUGUGUGUCUAACGGAGGGAAAAAAGCAUGUUCCAAUUAUCCCCUUAGAAAAAAAUAAACAAAAUAGCAAUUGCAAUAUGCAAGCUCAAACUAAACAUGUAAAUUAUUUUCUAGAAAUAAAGAAAAAUAAUAAAAAAUUAGAACAACCUUGGUUACAUAAAAAGGAGAAAAAAAAGAAGGAAACUAUUUCACCUCUUAAUAAAAAUGCAUGCACCCUAAUUUGUAAAAUAAAUAAAGAUGAAUUCCAAGUUAAUGGAAAUAAAAAGGUAAAAGGAGCAAAUCCUCUGCAUGCAUAUAAUAACACUCUUCACAUGAUGAUUAAAAAGCAGGAAAGAAGUAGUACUUGCAAAUUCACCCAUAUACAUGAGGUGGACAAUAAUAAAAUGUCUUUUAGGCAAGUUCUAAAAUGUAAGGAAAUAAGUGAUAAUCAAAGGGGUGUAGACUCUAAAGCAAACAUUAGAAAAAUCAAAUGUUUGAAGUCUGUGCCAAUUUGGAAAACAAAUGAGACAAUAAAAAAAGACCACUUCAAUGAAGAACCUAAAAGUGGAAUUAACACCAAACAAAAACACUCCUCUAACAUGGAACGUAAGAUUGUUCAGACACACAUACACAAAACGGCAACUAAUGGAGGAGGAGAAGAGAAAUGUCAACAUGGAAAUAAAUAUUUACGCCAAGAGAUUAGGGGAAUUUUUUCACAUAGGCCCAGUGCAGUUUUUAAAAAUAAAAUGAAAGAAAAUUCAGCAAAAGGGAACCAAAAUUUUCACUUUAAAGAAGAAAUGAAAGAAAAAAACGAAUUAUAUAACAAAUGUCAUAAUGGAAAUGGGGUGAAAGGUAUAUUAUUUCGCAGUGAUGGUAGACAAAAAAAUAAAGAUAGUAGUAAACGCAUUGAGUGCAAAAAUGAAGAAAUAAAUACCACAACAUGUAGAUACGUAAAAAAGAGUGAAGAAUAUCAAAAGUUAUUUAACCUCAAAUUGAACAAUGGAAAUACGUAUACACAUAAAAAAAUAAGUCAUGAAUGUAGAUUAAAAAAAGGUGCAGAAAAAAAUAGGUUCAUAAGAAAAAUAGAAAAUGUGACUUGUAUUGAGAGUGAAUUGGGAGAUGUAAAAAUAAAUAGAGAAAGGUUUGAAUCUAUUAAUGGAUUAAGAAAAUGCAAAGUAAAUACAAUCCUCUUGAGUAAAAGUUGGAUGAAAAAACGGAUUAUUGAAAAAUUGGCGUCGUUUAACUGGGGUGGGAAAAAAAGGGGUACAUUGCAUUCAGAUGUAACAGGGAGGUUUUCCCCAAAUGAUGAAAACUGUAAUGAGAUGCUACCAAAUAAAAAACAGAUUUACGAAAAACAACUUUAUGAGGACACGGAAACAGGCCAAAGUGCGAUGAAAAUGGAUACUGGCGAAAGGGGGGUAGAAAUGGGCCCCUUGAAGAGGUAUAAAAUUAUAGCACUAAAACAAAAGAACAAAGGAUUGAGGAACAAUUACAUAAUAAUAAAAAAAAUUGGAAAAGGGACGUUUGGAAAGGUGUGUCUAGGAAUUCAUAUACAUACACAGGAAAUGGUAGCAAUAAAAAUUUUAAACAAGAAAAGAUUAAAACGUUUAAUCAGUUAUGAUAAAAUAAUGAAAGAGAUAGAAAUACAUCAACAAAUGAAUCAUAAUCACAUAUGUCAAUUUUAUGAAGUAUAUGAAAAUAGGAAAAAUAUAUAUAUGAUAUUAGAAUACGUAUCAAAUGGUGAUUUAUUAACUUAUAUUUAUAAAAAUAAAAAAAGAAUAAAUGAAGACACUACGAGGAGAAUUUUCUAUCAGUUAAUAAGUGCAGUAGAUUAUUUACACAAACUUAAUGUAGUGCAUCGAGACUUGAAACCAGAAAAUAUACUAUUAGACGAUAAUGAAAAUAUAAAAUUAAUCGAUUUUGGUCUUUCCACUGUUUAUAAAAAGAAUAAUUUAUUAACAACAUCAUGUGGAUCCCCAUUUUAUACAUCCCCAGAAAUAUUACUAGGAAAUAAAUAUCACGGUGAAUUAACGGAUGUAUGGUCUUUAGGUGUUAUACUUUUUUUAUUGCUUAAUCGAAAAUUACCAUUUAAUCAUAGUAAAUUGAAUAUAUUAUUUCAAAAAAUUAUAAAAGGCUUACUACAUUUCGAACCUUAUAUUUCGGAGAGUGCUAAAAAUUUAAUUCGAAAUAUGCUCAAUGUGAAUUAUCAAAAAAGGUAUUCCCUGAGGGAUAUAAAAAGACAUCCAUGGUUUUUCACUUGUAAUAUGAAAAAAGGAAAUCUGACAAAUUUGUAUCAUGACAGUUGUAAUUUAAUUUGCUGUAAUCUAUGCUUGCACAAAAUAAGCAUUCAAAAUAAUCCCCAUUUAAUGCGCUUAAUUUUAAAUAAAAUUUGCAAAAUUUACACCAUCGAUGUUAAAAAAGUUUUCAGUGACAUAAGGAAAAAAGAAAAAAAUUUUGUUCAAACUGCUUUUUAUCUUUUAUUAAAUAAAACUAUUCGAAUGCUAUCCAGACAUAAUUAUUUCUAUUCUCACAUUUUGCUAAUUAGUCAACAGUAUCCUCAUCAAACACACGAGAAAAGUGAACUGCUACGCAACAGCUCUGGCUUCUCCAUGUAUUCCACCUCACCUGCCUUGACCCCCUCUACAUAUAACAGUAAAAAUGAUAAUAAUAAUAAUAAUAAUAAUAAUAAUAAUAGUAGUAACGUUUCUAAAUAUCCUACCAUAUUUAGAAACAUUUCUUCGUUCAACUUUUUGGAAAUAUUACAAAAAUGA
Molecule: messenger RNA, 2772 nt
Organism: Plasmodium gonderi
Lineage: Eukaryota; Apicomplexa; Aconoidasida; Haemosporida; Plasmodiidae
Product: serine/threonine protein kinase
Exons: 1
Coding region: 1-2772 (923 amino acids)
Biological process (GO): intracellular signal transduction; protein phosphorylation
Cellular component (GO): cytoplasm
Molecular function (GO): protein serine/threonine kinase activity; ATP binding
Source: RefSeq, a predicted model, not a curated record